Molecule: messenger RNA, 2043 nt
Organism: Anthostomella pinea
Lineage: Eukaryota; Fungi; Ascomycota; Sordariomycetes; Xylariales; Xylariaceae
Source: the annotation of a GenBank genome assembly
AUGGCAGAAAUUAUGCGUCUCGAGGCAAUGACCUAUGACAAAGCAAAGACCGAUAUCCUGGGCUCUCUCAGUCACGAGUUGAGGUCGCCGCUACAUGGAGUCAUAGCUGCAGCCGACUUGCUUCACGAUACGACCCUAGAUGCUUUUCAAUGCGAUGUUUUGCAUUCAAUGGAGUCUUGCGGCCGCACUCUUUUAGAUGUCAUGAACCAUCUUCUCGAUUACAGCAAGGUGAAUACCUUCUUGCGUGAUGAGAAAGGUAAGAGGCGAAGUGGGCGGAUGACGCGGUCUGAAAAAGAAAAUUCGUUCCGCUCCAACAGCCUGAAACUAUCAUCGCAUGUACAGCUGGAUGUUUUGACGGAAGAGAGUAUCGACAGUGUGUUUGCAGGGCAUAUCUUCCAGAAGAUGUCCAUCGCCCAGCUCGGCAAACAGGACGAUGGGCGCAAUUACGAUACCAAGGUCAUUCGACGAUCGGACACGCUCGACGCAAUCGAGAGCUUUGGUCAUCAGACAGGAACGGCUAGCAACGUUCAGCUACGUCUCGGGCAUGUGUCUGUUUUCAUUGACAUCGAUCCGAGUAUUCCUUGGGACUUUCGUACACAACCAGGCGCCAUUCGACGUUUAGUGUUGAACAUUUUCGGCAAUUCGCUGAGAUAUACAGAGCGAGGCUUUAUCAUAGUUGCAUUGAAGCAGGAGACAACGCCGGCGAAACAUCGCCAGACGACUACAAACCUCAAAAUCAUCGUAGCUGAUUCGGGAAGAGGUAUCAGUCCGCACUUUCUGCAACAUAAUAUCUUCACGCCUUUUGCCCAGGAGGAUCGACUCUCUCCUGGGACUGGGCUGGGGUUGAGCCUGGUCAAGCAGAUUCUCAAGACCUUCAAAGGAACGGUCACUAUCGAAAGCCGAGUCGGCACGGGUACCUGCAUACAGAUCUCACUUCCUAUGCCCAAACGCAUAGGUGAAACUGAAGUCGACCCAAGCUUUGAGGGACACAAGACCGCCCUGAAAGGCCUCCGCAUAUGUCUCGUGGGGCUUGACGAAACGCUGCAUUCCAACUCAACAUCGCUGCCAAGUCUGAAGCCCAUGUCGGAGUCUGACUUGAUGAGCAGUGUGUGUUCUGAGUGGCUCAAAAUGCAGGUCAUCACACUUGAUGACCGAGAUAUCCGACCAGAUGUGGUUAUCUGUGGUGAGGAUGGAUUGGACCAGCUUGUGGCCAAUGUCAGACAGGAGCGUGGGUUUGCACCCAUCGUUGUUAUCUGCCGCGAUGCCGUGACGGCUCACGAGUACUCGACCACAUUCCGACCCCCUGGCCCAAGGCGAAUCCUCGAGUAUAUAUCGCAACCUGUUGGGCCACGGAAGCUGGCCAAGGUGCUGGUUACUGCCCUAAACCGCUGGAUAGAAGUUGCGAAAUCAGAGUUGCCAGCCUCAGCUGUGCCUGACUCUCCAAUAGACGAAGCUCGCGUCCUACCUUCGGUCCUAUCGAAAUUACAAACGUCGGAUCUUCCGGACGAGCCCGGUGGCAAGUCUGAAGGCCCUUCAGCAGACACCCAGCAAAGGGACGAAAGCACUGCUGAGCAAGUUCCUCCAUCAGCCGGUGAAGAUAGUGCACCGCAGUCUGAUACGAUUUCUAGACUGUCAUCACCAUCCAACACCGACUCGGAUAUUGGCAAGACGGAAUUUCUACUUGUAGACGAUAACAGGAUCAACCUUCAGAUCCUUGCUUCAUUUAUGAAGAAACUCGAAAAGCCACACAGGACUGCGAUGAACGGUUUCGAGGCUUUCAAGAUAUUCACCGCCGAACCCUCUCGCUACAGUUGCAUUCUCAUGGAUGUGUCUAUGCCGGUCAUGGACGGCCUAGAGGCUACGCGGCGUAUUCGUGAAAUAGAACGCACACGCAAACUCGCGCCGACGACCAUCAUUGCGCUCACAGGGCUGGCCUCCUCUAGCACACAGCAAGAGGCGUUUGCCAGUGGGAUGGACCUCUUCCUGACGAAACCAGUAAAACUCAAAGACCUCCAUACGAGACUUACCGAGAGGAACCUUUAA